Molecule: messenger RNA, 1449 nt
Organism: Myripristis murdjan (pinecone soldierfish)
Lineage: Eukaryota; Metazoa; Chordata; Actinopteri; Holocentriformes; Holocentridae
Product: ADP-ribosylation factor 5
Exons: 6
Coding region: 157-699 (180 amino acids)
Molecular function (GO): GTPase activity; GTP binding
Source: RefSeq, a predicted model, not a curated record
GUUGGCCUGGACGUGGCACCCGAGGAGGAGCUGCGCCCACUCUCUGUCCGGCUCGGAUUAGACACAUCAGCUCGGCGUUUCAAGCCUCCGUGAUCUCCACAAUCAACUGUCACUGUUCAGAUUGGCACCACCGCUCAGCCGGCAUCUUGUCACAACAUGGGGCUCACCAUUUCGUCGAUAUUUUCCAGGCUUUUCGGAAAGAAACAGAUGAGGAUACUUAUGGUUGGGUUGGAUGCAGCUGGAAAGACCACUAUCCUGUACAAACUGAAGCUGGGAGAGAUUGUGACCACUAUUCCAACCAUUGGUUUCAACGUGGAGACGGUAGAGUACAAGAACAUCUGCUUUACAGUGUGGGACGUGGGUGGUCAGGACAAGAUCCGGCCUCUGUGGAGACACUACUUCCAGAACACACAGGGUCUUAUCUUUGUUGUGGACAGCAACGACAGAGAGAGAGUGGCAGAGUCAGCAGAGGAGUUGUCAAAAAUGUUGCAAGAGGAUGAGCUAAGGGAGGCGGUGCUGCUGGUGUUUGCUAACAAACAGGAUUUGCCAAACGCCAUGCCUGUGAGCGAACUCUCAGACAAGCUGGGCCUGCAGAAUUUGCGCAGCAGAACUUGGCACGUGCAGGCGACCUGUGCCACCCAGGGCACGGGCUUGUACGAGGGGCUGGACUGGCUAUCCAACGAGCUGUCGAAGCGCUAGAGGAGGGCCGAGCCGGAGGAGCAGGACCAGAGGGACCGAGUGACUUGAACCUGGUGCAGGAGGAGGAGGACGGAAGGAGAGUGGUAGAGGAGGAGCUGCAGGAUGGAGCAUUUCACCAGAGGAAAAUGCAGACUUUUGUUUGUUUAUUUUAUUUCACUUUUUUUUGUUGUUGUUUUUUUCUUUUUUAAAUUAUAAGUGUCUGUCCGGUAGAAUUUGCGGUCAUGGACUUUGCGCUCAGUUCCUGUUCUGAAGCCUUUUUUUCACUAUUCUCCUCUUAUUCUGUGUGUUGUCGCUGAAGAUGUUUUAGACUGUUUCUAUCUUUUUGUCUUUCUUUCUUCUACCCCCUCCCCUCCCCCCCCAAAACAACUCCCUCGAUAGGAAAAAUGUUUUUAAUUUGCAUGUUUUAACAGAGAAAAUCAUAAAUAUGGAAUUACAUGACGGUUGUGCUAAUGUUGAUUGUUAUGGAAUGGGUGGUAGUGCCUCAAGGAUGUUGAGCUUUUGGGGGAAGGGGGAGGGUGUACAGAGGGGUACGGGACAGGGAUUUGCCGGUGUUGUAGUCUGUGGAGAGGGAGGGGGCGGCUUGAGGCUCAGGCCCCCUCUGUUCUCUCCCUGAGCGACUGACUCAUUCCAGAGAGCCGAAUCUGAAGGCCAGUUCCAUUCCUUAACAAUGUGAAGAAUGCAGGACAUUAAGUGUUUUCAAGGGCCAUUGAUGCAAUAAAAGUGUCUCUUUUUUUUUCCUUCUCAACUGUU